AUGGCGGUGCCCGCGGCUUUCCUCGCGCCCGUCCUGCUGCUCUGCGGGCUGGGCCCCCGCCUCGCCGCUGCCCACGGCCCCACAGGGGUGGAGUGCGUCCUGUUCAACGAGGAGUACAUGACCUGCAUGUGGGGGAGCAGGGAGACGCUCACCACCAACUACUCCCUCUACUACUGGUACGAGAACAGGUCGCCCGUGGUGGAGUGCAAGCGCUACCUGUGGGACCGGGGUGUCAGCAUCGGCUGCCACUUCAACCAGAGCGAGAUCAUCCAGUUCCAGCCUUUCCACGUCCUCCUCAACGCCAGCCUCAACGGCCAGAUCCUGGAGACCCGCAGCAAGCGCAUGGAGCUGCAGGACCUCGUGAAACCGGGGGCUCCCGUCAACCUGACCAUCCGCAACAUGAGCAGCAACCAGCUGCAGCUGACCUGGAGCUCCCCGUACCCCAAGGCGCAGUGCCUGGAGCACGCCGUCAAGUACAAGAGCAACAAGGACACGAGCUGGAUUGAGCACGGGGUGAAGGGAGACAUCUUCUCCUUCCCCAGCGUGGACUACGAGAAGUACUACACCUUCUACGUGCGCAGCAAGAUCAACAGCUACUGCGGCAGCACCCAGCUCUGGAGCGAGUGGAGCGUCCCCGUGGUCUGGGGCAGAAACACCACCAGCAAGGAUCUCGCGGAGGAGCAGCUGCAGUGGUUCUGGAUCCAUACGGUUCUCGUCCCCAUCGCCUCCUGCCUGCUCCUGCUGGUCCUCGUCGUCCUGCUGGUGCGCAUGGAAAGGGUUUGGGUCAUCCUCAUGCCCCGGAUCCCCAACCCCAGCAAGAACUUCGACGAGCUCUUCAUCACCCACAACGGCAACUUCCAGGAAUGGGCUGGAGUCCCCAAAGACAUGCUGGAGAGCUUCAAGCCCAACUACAGCGAGAGCAUCUGCUACGUGAGCGAGCUGCCCUCCAGGGAGAGCCACGACCCCCAGUGGGACGGCAGCAACCGCCCGCCGGGGGGGCCUGGGGCCCCGGCUGGCCCCCGCGAGCAUAGCCCCUACCAGAACAACUACGUGGGAGUGUGA
Molecule: messenger RNA, 1062 nt
Organism: Cygnus atratus (black swan)
Lineage: Eukaryota; Metazoa; Chordata; Aves; Anseriformes; Anatidae
Gene: IL2RG
Product: interleukin 2 receptor subunit gamma
Exons: 8
Coding region: 1-1062 (353 amino acids)
Biological process (GO): cytokine-mediated signaling pathway
Cellular component (GO): membrane; external side of plasma membrane
Molecular function (GO): protein binding; cytokine receptor activity
Source: RefSeq, a predicted model, not a curated record